This is a messenger RNA of Alternaria rosae, 978 nucleotides long. RefSeq lists its product as uncharacterized. NCBI's taxonomy places the organism in Eukaryota, Fungi, Ascomycota, Dothideomycetes, Pleosporales, Pleosporaceae. The transcript has 2 exons. The coding region runs from base 190 to 900 and encodes 236 amino acids. The record is from RefSeq and is a predicted model, not a curated record.
AUUAAGAAGCCAUGCGCCUCCUCGUAAAGGCGUCGGUACGCCGUCAAGCCUCAGCUCCUCGUAUCGUCAGUCGUUUUCGCGACCACACAUUCUUUUAUACCCAAUCCAGUCAUUCCUUGAACUUGCGCAACGUCCUCUAUUAUACCCUAAUCUAAUCCUUGCCUUUUUACGAGACCCACCAAACCCACCAUGCGUCAAUCCAUUGCUAUCCUCUCCAUCCUGGCAAGCGCGGCUUGUGCUCAAGACGUCGUCAGCUUCUUUUUCCCUGGUGGCUACGACGGCAUCGACCCUGUCGCAACCAUCAACACCGCCAAUCCCUCUACUACCGAGUUCCACAUCGCGUGCCCAACCGGCGCCGACGAUGAAGAGUGCGGCUGGGGCCCUGGCCUCGAUGUCACCAUCCUUUCGCAAACGCGCUUCCAAGCCCAAAUGUCCACCGACACGAUUUCCAUGAGCCUCGGAUGCGACUACAACGAGAAGGCAGUUGAGAUGACUUGCACGGUGAACCAGCUUGGAGGCAAUGACGAUACCGGCGGUAAACCCAUCACUGCGACACUCUCCAGUGACGACGUGCAGUUCCUUUCUGCUACUGUCGUUGCUGGAAACAGCCUCUUGACUCCAGCUGGAAGUGCCGUUCCAAGCAUGACUGGCUCUGCGCAAAGCGGCAGCACUAUUGCUACUUCUAUAAGGAGUGCUAGCGCAGGUGCGAUGACACCCAGUGGAUCUAUCAUGCCGACUAGCACCAUGGCUUCUUCGGCUUCAGCGUCUACACCUGCUGCUAGCGGAUCUGGAUCGGCGUCUGCGUCUCUGCCCGAGAGCACCGGUGCUGCUCACAAGUACGGCAUUGAGGGCUCUGCGCUGCUGGCUCUUGCUGGUGCUGCUGCGCUGAACUUCUGGUAAAGGCGGCAAUGAGGUAAUUGGUAGAUGAUAAAUAAAUGUUAAAGAAGAGCAUUAUUGGCAACAAUGAUGUUAUUUAUC